AUCUAAAGAGCAUUAAAAACUCUCUCCGACAAGACAUGCUUUCCACCAUUUUUCUUUCAUCAAAUCUUUCUUGUUCCCUUCUCUCUCUCUCUCUCUUCCAAAAAUCUCUCCUUUAUCCCCGCAAAGAACCAAAAUAAUAAAAAAAAAACUCACUCUUUCUUCGAUUCAUCACACUCGACUAAUGUCGCCGGCAACAGAACAUAACGGCUCGUUCCUCAGCCGACUCAGCUUCCGCCGCAACCAGAUCGUCUCAAUGGACGUCAACCACGAGCAACAGCUCCAAGAACUCGAGUAUUUCAAGAACCACGUCUCCGAGCGUUUCUCGGAGUUCAUCUCUCCAUCGCCGCCGUCGGAUCCAAUUCUCUCGAUCCCCUGGCUACGGAACCUCCUCCACGUUUUCAUCUCCUGCGAAACGGAGUUCAAAGAAGUCCUCCCGACCAUGGCUCAGAUCUCGAAAACGCCGUCGCUGGAGAAGGUUUUGUCGGAAAUGCUCGAUCGGAUCUUAAAGUCGCUCGAUAUCUGUAACGCCGUCGUUAACGGCAUCGAAUCCGUUAAACAGAGCCGGCGUCUUGCGGAGAUAGCCGUAACGGCGCUUAAACAACGGCCGUUAUGUAGCGGGAGCGUUCGCAGAGCUAAACGCGCGUUAACAAGCCUCCUCGUUAGCUUAAACGCCGAUGUGAAAGAUAGGAGCAGUGGUGGUGGAAGUAGUAGACGGAGGACAACCUCGCGGUCGUGGUCGUUUGGACAGCGGAGCAGCAACGUCAGCAAGAAUUGGUCUGCAGCCAAGCAGAUUCAAGCGAUGGUGGCUAAUCUUGUGCUCCCACGUGGAGCAGAAGCGAUGCCGGUUUACAUAAUGAGCAGUGUUAUGGUUUUGGUGAUGUGGGUGCUUGUUGCUGCGGUUCCUUGCCAGACAAGCAGCGUUCCUGUGGCGCCGUUGCAGCUUCCUAAGCAUCAGAGCUGGGCUAGCAAUGCUGUGAAUGUUCAGGAGAGGGUUGGUGAAGAGGUGAAAGGGAAGGAGAAGCGUGGGGGUGGGUUGAUGGAGGAGAUGCAUAGGAUGGAGGGUGUUGGGUUGUCUUUGAUGGAGUUCACGGAGAGGUUCAGGUUUCCGGGAGAGGAAGAGGAAGAGGUUGAGGAGAAGGUUGAUGAGAUGGAUGAGAUUUGUCGGAGAAUGGAAGUGGAAUUGGAGGAUUUGCAGAGACAAGUGAGGGCAGUGUUCCAAAGAUUGGUGAGAAUCAGACAUGAGAUUGUUUCUGUGCUUGAUCUAAAUCUGUAAAUCUUCAAUAACAACAUUAAUAUUUUUAUCUUUUUUUUUUUCUAGAUAAGACUAAUCUUUGAAAGAUGUGUAUAAGCUACAAUUCGUAUACAUAUGCACCAUGUUUGGUUUCUGGUAUAUGAAAACUGCAAAAUUAUAUUGACUAGAGAUUAAUAGAUUCAUAGUGUCCU
Messenger RNA from Brassica oleracea var. oleracea, 1443 nucleotides. RefSeq lists its product as uncharacterized. Bases 182 to 1273 code for a protein of 363 amino acids. The transcript has a single exon. NCBI's taxonomy places the organism in Eukaryota, Viridiplantae, Streptophyta, Magnoliopsida, Brassicales, Brassicaceae. The record is from RefSeq and is a predicted model, not a curated record.